AUUUCAUCCACCCACCACCUUUGACAAUAUGCAAGUAGUAGUUUUUUAAAACUCUCUUAUGUGCUCCUAUAUAUACUUAGCUAAUACUCCAUUGUUCAAGCUAGAUACCCAACUUUAACCAAUAAAAUUUUGUUGGUAUCUCCAAUUUUAAAGUUCAUCUUCUUCCCUUAUUUUCUCCAUUUUCUCUCUCCUUUGACUUUACACCACCUUCUUUCGGCGUUUGUCGUCUUCGCGUUGUUCCCUCCAUAGCUCCACCAGAAGCUCCACAUACUUCUUACUCAUGUUAUCAAAAGACCCAAAGUUAUUUGUUCACUUUAAUAAGGUAUUCUUACGAUGACUCAAGUUUGAACUAUGACAAAGAUGUAUUGUGUACGUGGGUCAAUAAUAUUCUUUUAGUUUAAGGACUGUGUAAGAUUAUUAUUGUAUCUGUAGGAACAUAACCCACAAGUUUAAGGAUAAUUUCUGCUGUAAAUUAUGAUUAGUUACAGUUAAUUAAGAUUAUGAAAGUCGGGGCGUUACACAUACUUUCCAUGGAUACAAAGAUGGAGAGCAAGGAUGUAGCUCAAGCUGAACCACCUAAACCAGAAGACAUUAAAAGACGACGUCGUCGCGCCAGGAGCUGCCAUGAUCAAAUAGUUUCAAUGGUGCGAAGAUCAUUAAGAGGUCUAAUGAUCAAUGGAUCAGGAUUAUGUGGGAAGAAUAAAAAUAUGGAUGAAGAAGUGGCUUUCCAUGAUAUAAGAGGUGUAGAAUUUUCAGAUGGUCAACCCAAUCCAAACCCAAAAGUGUUUAGUUUUGCUGAGCUUUAUAUUGGAACUAAUGGUUUCAGUGAAGAUCAGGUUCUUGGAAGUGGUGGAUUUGGUAAAGUUUUCAAGGCUGAAUUACCGAGUGAUGGCACACUUGUUGCUGUCAAAUGUUUGCUCAAUAAUAAGGCAGCAUCAACAGAUAUUGAUAAGAGUUUCGCGGCUGAGUUGGUUGCUGUGGCUCAUUUACGCCAUAGGAAUCUGGUGAGGUUAAGGGGUUGGUGUGUGCAUGAGUAUCAGCUGCUGCUGGUUUAUGAUUACAUGCCUAACAGAAGUCUUGACAGGGUCCUGUUCAAGAAUAACUCCAACUCCAACUCCGACACCAUUCUUCUUGAUUUUCGAAAGAGGAGUAACAUAGUCCUUGGUUUGGCUGCUGCCUUAUUUUAUCUGCAUCAGCAGCUGGAGACUCAGAUCAUACACAGAGAUAUCAAAACGAGCAACGUUAUGCUCGACUCACACUACAAUGCCAGGCUUGGUGACUUUGGCCUUGCACGUUGGCUUGAGCAUGAUCUUCACCAACCAGUGCAGGAUUACCAACUUCAUACACCAGUGGUAGGACCUACUACUACUCAAAAGAACACCCCCAAUACUCUGUCCUCUUCUAGGAGAUCAACAGAUUAUCAAUUUCGACUUGCAGAAACUAGCAGGAUUGGCGGAACUAUAGGGUACCUUCCUCCUGAAAGCUUCCAGAAGCGCUACAUUGCCACUGCGAAGUCUGAUGUUUUUAGCUUUGGGAUUGUGGUCUUGGAAGUUGCUUCUGGUAGAAGAGCUGUUGAUCUUACAUAUCCUGAUAAUAAGAUCAUUAUGUUGGAUUGGGUUCGACGAUUGGCUGAUAAUGGUAAGAUGCUAAGAGCUGCAGAUCCUCGACUGUCUGAUGGAUCUUACCAGCUUUAUGACAUGGAGCGCUUGAUCCAUUUGGGACUUCUUUGUACCCUUCACAAUCCCAAAUCACGCCCUCACAUGAAAUGGGUUCUGGAUGCCCUUUGUGGAAACCUUUCGGGCAAACUCCCAUCCCUCCCUUGUUUUAAGACACACCCUCUUUAUAUCUCCAUGUCCAGCAGCAGCAGCUCAUCCGACACCAGCAGAGUGAACCCUGCUGUCAACUCUACCAGUACUACUACUACUACCGUCUCUGAAUCAUCUAUUUCAACUAUCUAUAUUACAGCUGCCGGGAAAACCAUAUUUAUAACAGCUGAAGGUAUUCCGGAUAACAAAGAGGGUUCUAUUGUUGCGGAUACAGAGAGUAAGGGCAGUCUGCCUGCUAAGAACUCCUUCCCCCUUCCAGUUGUUGAGACACCAAGGGAGAUAUCAUACAAAGAGAUUGUUUCUGCAACGCGCAAUUUCUCAGACAAAAACAGGGUGGCAGAGGUAGAUUUUGGGACUGCUUACCAAGGAUUCCUCGAAAAUAGUCAUCAUGUCUUGGUGAAGCGGCUUGGAAUGAAAACCUGCCCUGCCCUACGAGCCCGGUUCUCAACUGAGCUCCAGAAUGUGGGAAGGCUUCGUCAUCGCAAUCUAGUACAGCUGCGUGGCUGGUGCACAGAGCAAGGAGAAAUGCUCGUCGUCUAUGAUUACUUAGCCAGCCGCCUCCUCACCCAUUUGUUGUUUCAUAACAACUUCAAGGUCCUGCAAUGGCAUCAUCGUUACAAUAUAAUAAGAUCACUUGCAUCCGCUAUAGUGUACCUCCAUGAGGAAUGGGAUGAACAAGUUAUCCAUAGGCAUAUUACCUCUUCUUCUAUAAUAGUCGAUCCAGACAUGAAUCCUAGGCUCACCAGCUUUGCACUUGCUGAGUUCUUGACAAGAAAUGAGCAUGGGCAUCAUGUGGACAGCACAGAUAAUUCAGUUCGAGGGAUCUUUGGGUACAUGUCACCCGAGUAUAUGGAGUCUGGAGAAGCAAACACUGCAGCUGAUGUUUAUAGCUUUGGUGUUGUGGUGCUUGAGGUGGUCACUGGACAGAUGGCUGUUGAUUUUCGGCAUCCUGAGGUGCUAUUAGUCAAAAGGAUCCGUGAAUUUGAGGCUACAGACAGGGCUUUAGAAGAGUUGGCAGAUUCACAGUUGGAUGGAGAGUAUGACCAUCAAGAAUUUGUAAGACUGCUAAAACUAGGAUUGGAAUGUACACAUUCUAAUCCACAUUUACGACCAAGUAUGAGACAGGUUACUAGCAUACUCGAUGGUAACAGUUUGUGCUUCAUCCAAGGUUGCACGGAGAGAAUCGGUGAUUGGAAACGAGCAAAUGCCUAUUCAUUGUCAAUGAUUAGAAGAAUUCAGGCAUUAGGAAUCCAAUAAUUAACUGAUUCAAAUCACUCAUGGAGAUACAAUGUACAGCCUACAGAGUAAGAUAGUGUUUGUAAUAGUUUGUCGUUGUCCCUACUACUGUGUUGUAGCUAUAACCCGUAGUUGUGUGUCCCAAUUUACUGGCAUACUAGAUAUGCUAUGCAGCAUACAACUGCAAUUAGAACGAAAUUCGCUUAUAUUAAUAUGCAAUUGCAUUGCAUAUAUAGUGUACAAAUAGAUGGUGUAAUUCAAAUUUUGUCACUUGUCUCUA
This is a messenger RNA of Beta vulgaris subsp. vulgaris (sugar beet), 3342 nucleotides long. RefSeq names its product receptor like protein kinase S.2. Gene Ontology annotation, molecular function: ATP binding; protein kinase activity. The record is from RefSeq and is a predicted model, not a curated record. Gene Ontology annotation, cellular component: plasma membrane. Gene Ontology annotation, biological process: protein phosphorylation. The transcript has 2 exons. The coding region runs from base 501 to 3083 and encodes 860 amino acids. NCBI's taxonomy places the organism in Eukaryota, Viridiplantae, Streptophyta, Magnoliopsida, Caryophyllales, Amaranthaceae.